Messenger RNA from Metopolophium dirhodum (rose-grain aphid), 2483 nucleotides. Its product is annotated as ATP-binding cassette sub-family G member 5. The record is from RefSeq and is a predicted model, not a curated record. Lineage: Eukaryota; Metazoa; Arthropoda; Insecta; Hemiptera; Aphididae. Gene Ontology annotation, molecular function: ATP hydrolysis activity; ABC-type transporter activity; ATP binding. The coding region runs from base 60 to 1976 and encodes 638 amino acids. Gene Ontology annotation, cellular component: plasma membrane. The transcript has 9 exons.
UCUUGUGCUGCAUACGCAACGUAACUGUGUGCCGACUGCUGACGCGCUGUUCAGUUACGAUGAAACCAUCCAAAAUGAUCGGUGGCGAUUAUUCUCUAGAGCUGAACAACAUAUUCCACACGGGCCAGGUAGAGCCCGCCUCAUGUUUCCAAAGGCUGUUCGGGUCCGUGCAGACUGGGCUCAUACUCAAGGAUAUCACGUUGGAAGUUCGAGCUGGCGAAGUGAUGGCCAUACUGGGAUCAAAAGGCAGUGGUAAACGAGCACUUUUAGAAGUCAUUGCCAGACGAAGUAAGGGGCUGUCUCGCGGUCAAAUCCUCUUGGACGGGAGACCUCUUACGCAAGCUAUGUUUAACCAAUGUUGUGCAUAUGUUGGCCACCGAGCUGAUCUUGUCCCAUCGUUGUCUGUACAGCAAACGCUACACUAUGCAGCUAACUUAUCUAUCGGCUCACAGGUCAGUGGUUACGUUAAAGACUCCAGGGUCAGGCAAGUGUUAGCAGACUUGGCCCUGAGCCAAGUGGCCAGACACAGUGUAGAGGCAUUGACCGAAGGUGAGUACAGACGGCUAGUGAUCGGGAUGCAAUUAGUCAAAGAUCCAGUGUUAUUGUUGUUGGACGAGCCGACCGCUGGAUUGGACCCGUUGACUACGUACUUAGUAGUGUCUAUGGUUAGCAGCCACGCAAAGCGCAGAGGGCGGGCUGUAAUACUCACUAUGGAAAAACCAAGAUCGGAUGUUUUUCCGUUUCUCGAACGCGUUGCUUACUUGUGUUUGGGUGACUUGGUUUACGCGGGACCGACUAGAAUGAUGUUGGACUAUUUCCGAGCGGUUGGCUUUCCGUGUCCAGAAAUGGAAAAUCCGCUUAUGUACUAUUUGUGUUUGUCAACGGUAGAUCGACGAUCUCGCGAGAGGUUUGUCGAGUCCAAUGCACAAAUCGUGGCGCUGGUGGAGAAGUUUAAAAUGGAAGGGGCGCCCUACAGGAAGUCGUCUGCAAUGUCUGUGCUCCUCGGGUCACCGCCCAAUGACCACCAACCCAACUCACAUCCGUAUCCAUAUUCGGCACAGGGGUCUUCGACCACACAAAUCGGAAUGACGUUAUACCAACGCCAGUUCGCAUCCACUUUCGGAUGUUCCUGGCAAGCUCUGUUCUACUUGGCAGCACGACUCAUCGCCAUGCCCAUCGCGUUCCUAUUGGUUUGGAUAUUUUUCCACGACAUUAAGGACUACCAGACGACGUUCAUGUCCCGCAGCGGUCUGCUGUUGACGUGCAUAACGACGACGUAUUUGACUUCGAUAUUCACUACGGCGUACACGUUCGCUCCUCACAGGACACGAUACUAUCAGGAAAACCAAGAUGGCACGUACAACGGACCACUUUUCCUCGUCAGUUAUUUCACUUUCUCGUUGCCACUCGCUUUUCUCACCGUCUCCGGAUCGUCAGCCAUACUGUACCACCUGAUGAAGUUCGACGACUGGACGGAAUUGAGUCUGUUUGCGGCCGUGCUGUUGAGCUGCUACCUAUUCGCCGAACAGCUGGUCGUCGCCGUGAUGGCCAUAUCCAGGAACCCUUACAACACCAGUGUGUUUUGCAUAUAUAUCGUCAGUGUUAUGAUCGUGCUUGGCAGCGGGAUGUUGAGAUCAUACCGGGGCAUGUCGGAAUGGCUGUCGUGGGUGACAUACGCCACGCAGACCAGGUACGCCGGGGCCUAUCUGACGGCCCAGGCUUUCGACGGCCGCCAGCAGUACAACGGGUUGCCGCAGAGCGCGGACCAGAACUGCUCCAUACCCGCGGCCGAGCCGUUCGUGUGCCGGUACCCGGACGGGGCUUCUUACGUCAACGAACGGUACCCGGCCACGGUGGCCGACCCGCAGAUCAACCUGGUCGCCAGCUUCGUGUUCCCGGUCGCCGCGGCCGUGUUCAACAUCCUGCUGUACGUGGCCCCGCUGCCGUCCUACGUCAAGGCAAAGUUCAGAGAAUGAUCAAGACUCACUACCCUACAUCCCCUAACCACCACAAUGUGGGUAGACUUCGGUUCGGUUUGUGUGGGUAGACUUCCGUUCGGUUUGUAUCCGAAGCGGCAGAUACGUCGGGCCUGAGGGCAGUUUGCUGUCAAAGCAUUUAAAAUGCAGUUUUUCUUUUCCAUCAUAUAAACUGACCUAACCCAUAGCGCCAAAGGAGAUCAACUAUAUGAAGUACUGUCGGUGUCUGUCGCGUCUGAAAUAUAAUAUUAUAAUACGUGGGUACCAACUAAUUUCAACUCCACACACAUUGAAUAACGACAUAAAUGAAACGAUUUUUAGUGAAGUGGACCAUAUAAUUCCAUGCAGUACGAUGUAAAAGAAGCUUCUGUUUGAAUUUUUUCGACCAAAUUUUUGUAUUAAUUGUAUCAUUUGUGACUUGCGCAGUUACUCACGUUUAGUAUUGUCAAGUACUUAGUUGAAUACAAGUUUGUAAAUAUUUAGAAAUAUAUAUAUUUUUAGUACAUA